GUAAUUUCCUUCCGCGUGUGCAUGCUGCAUGCAUAACCAAAAUCCCUCGACCUGUUAUAAGAUCACGGUUUGUGUAGGAACCUCUAGACCCUAGUUUCUCUUCCACAGAGAUCUCUGCGAGUACCGAUCGUCGAUAAAAGAAUCGGCCUCUAGCCCGGGACCCAGCGUGCACACGCAGACUAGACAGCAUCCAGCUAGCCCGGUUCCACAUACCGACCAGCUAGCUGCCGAGGCUUAGGGAGCAAGAGACGGAGAGAGAGGGAGCUGCAAGCAACAACCAGACAGUGACAUGAGUACCACCUUCGACGCGACUGUUCCAGAAGGGUUGACUGAGCUCCUGGAAGAGUUUGCCAUCUCGGUGCUCAAGGAAAGACCCAAGGACCUGGUCCAGUUUGCGGCGCACUACUUCCAGAACCUCCACAUGUCCCGACAGCAGACAGGGGGAGGAGGCGGCAGCGAGCAGCCCGUUAGGAUGGACGUUGAAAACGAGAGCGAUGAGGAAGAUUUGGAGCCGCCCCUGUCGUAUCACGAGGCAUUGACGUCUCGCCGGAAGUCAGUGUUUGGAGAGUCCUACGAACCAGACGACGAGGAACUGCCGGAGAAGCUGGUCCAUCCCAAGUCAGACUCCCAACGAAGAAGACUAAUAGAAUCAGUCAAGAAGAUAUUCCUCUUCAAAUCUUUAGACACUGAGCAGACAAAUGAAGUUCUAGAUGCAAUGUUUGAGAAAAAGGUGAACCGGAAUGACAAGGUCAUCGUCCAGGGCGACGACGGGGACAACUUCUAUGUUGUGGACAGUGGUACAUUUGAUGUGUUUGUCACAAGAGGCAGUGAGGAACCAAAACUGGUGUUCAAUUAUAACAGUGAGGGAAGUUUUGGAGAGCUAGCACUCAUGUACAACACACCAAGGGCUGCGACUGUAGUAGCGACUUCGACCGGAGUACUUUGGGCUCUGGAUCGGACAACCUUCAGGAGAAUUAUCUGCGGAGCAGCGUCAAGAAAGAGGGAAAUGUACCAGAGCUUCCUAGAAUCCGUUCCAAUGCUCAAGACCCUUGAGCCAUAUGAGCUGCUCAACUUGGCAGACGCUCUGGAGAAGAAGCAGUUUGGUGAUGGACAGUGCAUCAUCAAACAGGGUGACCAGGCCUCGUCUUUCUAUAUAGUGGAGAGUGGAACAGUAAAAAUCUUCAAAGAAGAUCCAAACAACCCUGGCUCUCAGGCUGAGCUCAAUACCUGCACUACUGGCCAAUACUUUGGAGGUAUACAUACAUACAAUGACACUGUUAUACUUUAUCUUUGUAUUGUGACGUUGCAUCUGGUCUUAUGAUGCUCUAUGAUGCUGUGUGACGCUUCUAGGUAUGUAUGUACACAUGGAAACCAAUGCGAGCGAGUGGACAAAUAUAAAUUUUUACAUUGUGACUCUUUAUGAUGCUCUGUGAUGCUUUAUGAUGCUCUGUGAUGCUUUAUGAUGCUCUGUGAUGCUUUAUGAUGCUCUGUGAUGCUUUUGUGAUGAGUUUUGGUGGUGCAUGCUUAUAUACCACGUAAGGAACGCUGUCGUAUGUAUGUCGGUGUGGUGGGGUUGUGAGUGUGGGUGUGAUGAGAGUUCCCAUGUUCACUCAGAGUUGGCUCUCAUCACUAACAAGCCACGAGCUGCCUCUGUGUAUGCUGUUGGACCCGUGACAUGUGCCGCAUUAGAUGUCGGUGUGUUUGAGCGUCUGCUGGGGCCCUGUAUGGACGUCAUGAAGAGAAAUUUCGAACACUACGAGGAGCAGCUGAUGCAACUGUUUGGAACAACGUUGGACAUUACCGACACCCGAUAGUUUCCUUCCGUCAUCACUCAGCAGAUUGCACACUAUAUACUAAUAUAUAGCCUCCACUAUUUUAUAUAUACCAAUUGCAUACCAAUUUGCUCUGUAUCAUGCUCAUUCAAUUGUAAUGUAUAGAUCAUUAUCUUUAUCAAUUUAAAGUCUUACUUGUGACGGAUUAAUAAUAUAAGGAGCUGCAAUACAAACGAACUGUAUGUAGGGUGCUCAACUCUACAUACGUACAUUAAAUAUAGCUAACUAUAAGAUGA
Messenger RNA from Geodia barretti, 2068 nucleotides. Lineage: Eukaryota; Metazoa; Porifera; Demospongiae; Tetractinellida; Geodiidae. The record is from the annotation of a GenBank genome assembly.